AUGGUGUUUAUAAGUACAUUGCUUUCGUCUUCACUAGGGUCGCGAUUUUCAAACACUCUAGAAUCUCACCAAAUCGAUGAUGAUUAUUCAGAACAAUACGAUUUUGAUAUGGCGGAGCUGUCGUCAUCAUCAUCAUCAUCACUGUUACCACAGCAUCAACGACAGACAUCAAGUACAAACUUAAGUUCAGGGUUGCUGUCAUAUCCUGAUAGGAGGGCCACAGAAACUACAGCGGCAACUGCAACGAUAAAUACAACUAAUUUCUCAUCCCCGCCUUCGCCUCCACGACAAUCAUUAGCUUUAAUACCUUCUCAGCCGUCAACGUGCAUAGAAGUUACAGACAUGGAUACAAGGUUUCCACCAAGCUCUGGUGUUAUAAACCAAUACGACCCAUUUGAAGAAGUCCCAUCUUAUGAAGCAUCGCAACGAAUGCAUAAUCAAUCAACCAAUAGCAACAACAGUAACAGCAACAGAAAUAGCAGCAUUGCCCAUAACAAUGAUAGUUAUCUCACAGAAGAUGUUUCACAUAUUGCUCCUGCGACACAUAUAUACACCCCUAUUCCGUCAUUGCCAAUUCCUAUUACAUCAACCUCAACUGGGAUUUCUUAUGGUAAUUCUUUCGAUGUACCAGUUAGUAACAACAAUAACAACAACAGCAGUAGCAACAACGAUAACCGUAAUGGCAACAGCAGUAGUAAUAGCAAUACAUCUAACUCCACAUUGCGAGGGGGAAAUAUUAAGCGAUCAUCUAUUAAACAACUAGGUUUGAAGUUUUUGAAUGCACGACAACAUUUUUUACUAGCUUCGUGUCGUGAUGUGUCAUUGAUCCCUCCCUUGAUUGGACUAAUACGUUCAUGGAGAAUGAUUUAUAGCAAUGACGCCAGCGAGUACAGUCAAGUUCUUAAUGGGGAUGGAGUGACAUUAAUUCGAGGAUCAGAGCAUUUUUUAACUGGGCUUUGGUGUAUUGUUGCUGGUUAUUUAUCAUAUUCGAUAUUGGAUUCAUUGUUGGUUCGAUGGAUAAUGACAUAUCUGACGUCAGCAGCGAUUGUGAGAGUACUAUCGAUGCUGACAAUAAUUAUCACCAUAGAACUAUAUUUGAUCAAUACCACUAGUGCUAUUACCGACUACGGAUUGCAUAUAUGGAUAUUCAUUAGUUGUGUGCUAACAUUCACAUAUAUUGUGCAGAAUUUUGUCACGUCUAAUCUAGAGUUGAUCAAUUACUAUAAGCGUACGACGAUCCAUAAGCGGGCCAGGUUUUUUGAUUUCUAUAACAUUGUUGUGUUUGCUGUUGUCCCCGUGGGUUUGGCUAGCUUUGUCACUAUGGUGGGGCUAUUGCGGUCCUUGUUAUUGUUAAGAAUUCAAAUUGAUAGCAAUAAUAAUGCCAAUAGUAUGGUCAAUCUUGAUGGUGUAUAA
Candida dubliniensis CD36 is the source of this 1413-nucleotide messenger RNA. RefSeq lists its product as uncharacterized. Gene Ontology annotation, biological process: cellular response to oxidative stress; protein N-linked glycosylation. The record is from RefSeq and is a predicted model, not a curated record. Gene Ontology annotation, cellular component: endoplasmic reticulum membrane. Bases 1 to 1413 code for a protein of 470 amino acids. Lineage: Eukaryota; Fungi; Ascomycota; Pichiomycetes; Serinales; Debaryomycetaceae. The transcript has a single exon.